Molecule: messenger RNA, 4649 nt
Organism: Armigeres subalbatus
Lineage: Eukaryota; Metazoa; Arthropoda; Insecta; Diptera; Culicidae
Product: probable sodium/potassium/calcium exchanger CG1090
Exons: 4
Coding region: 874-2790 (638 amino acids)
Biological process (GO): intracellular calcium ion homeostasis; calcium ion transmembrane transport
Cellular component (GO): plasma membrane
Molecular function (GO): calcium, potassium:sodium antiporter activity; calcium channel activity
Source: RefSeq, a predicted model, not a curated record
CAAGGGGUGUCUCUUCCGGGGAGUCCACGCCAAGCUGGCCCAAAAGUGAAAGGAUAGUUACCACCAACGUUACCGCUUCCACCGUUACCACCGCCCCAUUACAACCUUUCUCUCUCUCCCGGAGAAGGCGCUUUUGCUGUUGUUGCACUUAUUUAGAGCAUACUGAUUGAGGCUCACCGAGGAUAUUGGCAGAACCGUGACGGGGCCGUGACGUGGAGGGAGCUUCUUGGGGUAAAUUGAAUUGAAUGUGCGUUCAUACGAAGCUUCGAAGCUGCCUUUAGGUAUUUGGAGUGUGUUAUUGUUGUGACAAACGGGUGCCGAAGGAGAGUGGGGUCGACUGAAGAGGAAAUCGAAGAAGCUUAAUGGAGUGAGGAAAAUCCAUCUGCAAUCGCGAAUUUUCUUCAAUAGCAAGCGUGGCUCCGGGUGCAUCUCGUGUGGAUUUUCUGUCCUUCUGAGAGAAUACGAGAAAAACGAAGCAAAUAGGGCAAGUAAGUCAUUGGCGGAGCCGGGCAGACGGGAAAGAGGAUACGAGAAGAAGAAAAGAGGGUGUGAAAAUUUGGUAACUGGGAUUUGGUUCGUUCCUUGCGACGAGCAUGCGGUGGUCCAAUGUGUGACGGUAGUGUGAAAACAGUUUUGUGAAAAGUUACGUUGCAGAUUCAAGAUUGCCCAGAGCCAUUUUAGUGUGAACAUGCAAAUGUGAUAAACGGAAGUGUUUUGCGUUCAAUAGCAAGAAAUCAAAAGUGUCGUAGUAAAUUUCGAAGCACAAAUCAACCAGAAAGGAUCUUACAUCAUCGUAUAAGGAGAAGUAAGCUCGUAAACGUCCCGUACCCGGAGGACUAGCACCAAUAAACACUAAGCCAACCGAAGGGCACAAUGAGGCGAAUACGACGCGGACGCUACUGGCACAUGGGAAUCGUUUUCCUGAUAUACUCGAGUUUUCACGCGUAUUCAGCGACGAUUGGCAACACUGCAACGACUGGGGCCGACUUCGAUGAGUUAGCAGAAGUGGAAGUUCCGCCAUCGAAUGAAUCGCCUAAUCCGGUGUUCUACCACACCAGCACCGCGGAACCCGGGGAGGAUGAUGAUGAAACCACCGACAGUGCAACGAAGGCCACCUAUACGCAUCAUGGUCAUCCAACAUGGCGACCGCGAAGGGAGAAUUGUACUCCCCCGGCUAUUGAGCAGUUUCCCCGGCCCCUAAUGGGACCAAGCGUGCGGAGACACGGUGGCUUGGUUGUGCACGUACUAGUGGCCGUAUUCACCUUCCUGGGGUUGGCCAUAGUUUGCGAUGACUACUUCGUUUCAAGCUUAGAUAGGAUUUGUGAAGAAUUGAAGCUGUCUCCGGAUGUUGCUGGUGCUACGUUCAUGGCAGCAGGCAGCUCGGCACCAGAGCUAGCGACGGUUGUGAUAGGUGUAUUCUUCGCAAAGGACGACAUCGGUAUCAGUGGAGUCAUCGGUUCAGCUGUGUUCAACAUCAUGUUUGUGAUUUCGGUGUGCGCACUGUGUUCCGGAACUGUACUGCAGCUGAACUGGUGGCCUCUGGUGCGAGAUUGUACCUUCUACUCGAUCUCGAUCCUGGUGAUGUUGAUAGUGAUCUUCAACGAUGUCAUCUCUUGGGUGGAAUCGCUUAUUAUGAUGCUGUUUUACGUUUCCUACUGCGUCGUUCUACACUUCAACAGUCCACUGGAAAAGUGGGCCCACACCUUGAAUCUUCCUAUCAAGCUUCCGACAAAAGAGGAACAAUCUGCGCUGGUAACAUACAAGAAUCUUCCAGAUACAAAUUACACGCAAGGUCAGCAACCGGGUGCUGUGGUUGAACAGCAGGAGCAACCACAUGAGCAGCCACAACCGGUGGCUGACCAGGGCUACAUGGAUCCCAAUUCUAGUUGGGAUCCCAACGCCGCCUGGGGAGAAGGAGGAGCACCUCCUCCUCCGACAAACAACUAUGCUACGAAUAACUACGAUCCUAAUGCAGGAUGGAGCGGACAACAGAACUACGGAUACGAAGAUCAGUACGGACAGGAGCCGGCCAAGCCUCCACAGCAAGCCGUCCAACCGGCGGCACAAGCAGCAACCGUUACCACCGGGGCUGUUCAACCAACUGGCGACGAGUACUACAAACCGAAAGAACCGCGGCCACAAGAAUCGCACAAUCCGCUGGAGAAACCUACAGAGGGUGGUCCGUUCAAGCUAAUCGCAUGGUACAUUGUGUACCCGAUCCACUACACGGCUCGCAAGACGAUGCCUGAUUGCAAAACGGAGAAGUAUAGAAAUUGGUAUCCCUUCACCUUUCUCGUUUCCAUGAUCUGGAUUUCAUUCUACUCAUACUUCAUGGUGUGGAUGAUAACGAUUAUUGGCUCGACCCUCGGCAUCCCUGAUACCGUCAUGGGACUAACGUUCGUAGCAGCCGGUGUUUCCGUCCCGGACGCCCUUAGUUCCAUCGCGGUCAUCAAGGAGGGUUACGGCGACAUGGCCGUCUCCAAUGCCGUCGGUUCCAACGUGUUCGACAUUCUCAUCUGUCUCGGUUUGCCCUGGUUCAUUCAGACGGCCAUCAUCAAACCGGGCUCGCAUGUCAAUGUCAUCAGCAAGGGCCUGACCUACUCGACGUUGUCGUUAUUGUCCACCGUGGUUUUCCUGCUCGUCGCAACGCACAUGAACGGCUGGAAGCUGGACAAACGGCUCGGUAUCGUCCUGAUGGUGUGGUACCUGAUCUUCAUCACCAUUGCCUCGCUGUACGAACUCAACUUCUUCGGCCAGCUGAACCCGCCGGAGUGUUUCAGCAUCUACUAAAGGCCGAUCGAGUGAUUCCAGCCGUCAUUUGUCAAUUCAUUCUCAUCCCUUCGCUUCCCUCUGCACUCCCACUACUUGCACACAUCCAACACACACCGAUAUGUUUCUCUGUCAAGCAAUGUCGAUCGAUUAAUAAUCUAAGCUGUGUAUCCUAGCAUUCCCUGUCGUUUUGUCUUUUAGGCUAAGCAGAAUCUCAAUCCGGAUGCGACAAAUCUCCGGGUCGCGUCUCGCUCAUUUGCCUCUGUCUGUCUGAGUGUGUGUGGUCACGCGCGUAGGUAUAAGAACACGAUCACGACGAACGGUACGUCCCCUAAUCAACAUUUUUUUCUUUCUACGUCACUAAAAUCACUCGCUCACUGACUUGUAUGGUAUGAGAAAAAAAAACACACCAACUGAAUUGACCACCACCGCACCCGGAUAGAUUGUUAUCUAUUAGUUACCGGUUACUGGUUAUUGUUUUGUCCCGAUACUGAUCCCUAUUUAGGCCGAUGACAUGCUAACGCGUGGGUGAAUGCGAUCGAGAUCGAAACAAAAGGAUUUCUGUUGCUAAAUACGCAUCACGCGACGUUUUGGCAUGGCAGCACCUACCUAUAGAUUGUUUCGAUUGUUUAGUUUUGUUAACGAAUUCAUAGAUUAUUAUUAGAACAAAAAAAAUGUAGCUCAAAACCAUCGAACUUACCUUAUUUCCAUGUCUGAUCUCCUUCCUCUUACUUAUUCAGUAAUAAUUUUACUCAUUCAUAGAAUAGAAGUAGAUUUCGUUAUGACGCUUUGCGAUGCCAAUAUGUCAAAUUCUACGUUUGGUGCUAGCGGUCGAUACGUAUCUAUUGUUUAUUACUUGUUUUAGUUAGUACUAGAGGAACGCACUCAUGAUAUCGGUGAAGCAUUUCACAAACAAGUCACCAAUCAUAGCUUAGUAAUCUGUAAAUACACAAUAUGUAAUGGGCGACAGACGAGACUAAGCUGAACGAUCCAAAUACGAACGUUACAAAUUCAAAACAUUGGCUCUGAAAAUAUGUAAAACUUUGUACAGAAAAAAACAAUCAGUAACUCAAAAAGAACAAAAAACAUUCCGGUGUUGUUCGAGCAAGCUCUCUGUCGUCGUGUUAAAUACUCUAUUUACCUUACACCUACUAGUUGCCAUAAUCGAAUAAGUAUACAUAUUAUCAUAAACAAUGAAAUGUAAACAAACAGUAUGCUUCUGACAGACUAGUCUGCAACUUUGUUGAAACUGACAAUAUUUCUCCGGGUAGGUUUGAUUUUACCUCUAACCCUAGCAAAGUACGAGUUGUCUUCUUCUACCGUUGAAACUAUCUCUAAGAUAAUUCCACACAUGAACCUACCUUAGUAAGAAAUUAGCUCUAGUGUGACGAUGUUUUCAUUACUACCAUUCGUUGAUUAUUGUUUGAUUAUACUAAUACAGAUCUAAAUGGGACGCAAGUCCGAAUGAAAUUGAACCCAAAACAGCGAAUAUUAAACCAAACAUGAAGGAAUGGCAGAAGAAGUUUACAUAAGAAGUAUUUAAAUAUAUAGAUAUAUUUACCAAAGAGAAUAAAUAAAACGGCAUAGCAGCAGUACAUCGUUAAGUGAACCAACCUUAUAAUCGAUUUGGGUCGUUAUUGGUCGAUGGAAAUGCAACAGACACAAACACCGGAACUUAUUUACUGCACUUGAACCCAAACAAAAUCAAAUCACUAUCGCGUAUAUUUGUUAAAUGUCAAAGUUAUAUUUACACAGGAUGAUCUGCUAUCGCGAACAGCUGUUCCACAGUCUCCGAGAAGAAAUAAUCGUGGAACGUACAAGUAAAUCAUUUAUGGACUUUAAGGUCACUCCUUACGGAAUCCAAGUUUCAAAGUACUCGC